AUGAACGGAGAAGGAGCGGAUAAAUUCAAGAACCUCAGGGUCAUGUUUAUCGAUGAUGGAAAAUUUGAGGAAGAGAUCGACCGGCGAAUUGGAAUAGCCAGUGGCGUUCUGCGUGAACUAGCGCCAACCUUUGUGACUAAGGCAGAGCUGAAUCUGAAGACUAAACGUUCCCUGUUUGAAUGUUCCCUUUAUACGGUCGUGAACAGUGGGUUGCGAUCGAGAAAAGAUGAAUGGAUGGGCUGA
Molecule: messenger RNA, 243 nt
Organism: Soboliphyme baturini
Lineage: Eukaryota; Metazoa; Nematoda; Enoplea; Dioctophymatida; Soboliphymatidae
Source: the annotation of a GenBank genome assembly